AACGGUGGUCUUGACUUUCCAAAAUGCUGAGUGACGCUUCAGAUUUUAACAGUUCAGGCUCUAGGAGUGAAGGGUCUGUCUUUUCGAAGACCGAGCACAGCGUCAUCGCCGCUUACCUGAUUGUGGCAGGUAUCAUAAGCAUUCUCAGCAACAUAAUAGUCCUGGGCAUCUUCAUUAAGUACAAGGAACUGCGGACACCCACGAAUGCCGUGAUUAUUAAUCUGGCUUUCACUGAUAUAGGGGUCAGUAGCAUUGGCUAUCCCAUGUCUGCGGCUUCAGAUCUACAUGGAAGUUGGAAAUUUGGACAUGCAGGCUGUCAGAUCUAUGCAGGACUGAACAUCUUUUUUGGAAUGGUGAGCAUUGGCUUACUCACAGUUGUAGCUGUGGACCGGUACCUGACCAUCAGCUGGCCUGAUGGAGGAAGAACAAUGACCACCAACACUUACCUCAGCAUGAUCCUGGGCGCCUGGAUCAAUGGGCUAUUUUGGGCUUUGAUGCCCAUCGUAGGGUGGGCUAGUUAUGCCCCGGAUCCUACUGGGGCUACAUGUACCAUAAACUGGAGGAAAAAUGAUACCUCCUUUGUGUCUUAUACCGUGAUGGUUAUUGUGGUGAACUUCAUUGUGCCCUUGACAGUGAUGUCUUACUGUUACUACCACGUCGGUCGGUCCAUGAGACUUUACGCUGCUAGGAACUGCACUGCACACCUCAACAGAGACUGGGCAGACCAGGCAGAUGUAACUAAGAUGUCUGUGAUAAUGAUACUGAUGUUUCUGCUGGCCUGGUCCCCUUAUUCCAUCGUGUGCUUAUGGGCUUGUUUUGGAAACCCGAAAAAGAUUCCUCCUUCCAUGGCCAUCAUAGCUCCACUGUUUGCAAAAUCCUCUACGUUCUACAACCCCUGUGUUUAUGUGGCUGCGAAUAAGAAGUUUCGGAAGGCCAUGUUUGCCAUGUUUAAAUGCCAGCCUCACCUAGCAAUGGCUGAACCAAGUACUCUACCAAUGGAUGUGCCUCAAAGCCCAUUGGCUCCUGCAAGGACCUGAAAUGCAAGAAAAGAAUAUACCGCAAAACAUUUGAUUUGUUUAUUUUUUAGCAAUAUGCUAAUUUUGUUUUAAACAUGGAUUCAUUUAGACCAAGUGCAGACACAGACUCCUGCCUUAUUGGACUGCAGGUUCUUCCCACACUGACAAUCCAGCUCUGCCUGAGCAGCGGUGACUGUGGAGCCCUCACUGUGCCCUCAAGGAUGACUGAGUAGCUACACUUGCUUCGAUGAAUCCAGGCACACAAAACCAAGUCUCUUUUCUUUCUCCUUAAAAAGCACACAUUACAGUGUAUUAUUAAGGACCUGUAACUUGACUUAAGUUUUCCAUUAGACAAGAGACAGCUAUCAGAAUAUUAGAAUAUUUUGAUAAAAUUGUAAUCCUCAA
Molecule: messenger RNA, 1421 nt
Organism: Grammomys surdaster
Lineage: Eukaryota; Metazoa; Chordata; Mammalia; Rodentia; Muridae
Gene: Rrh
Product: retinal pigment epithelium-derived rhodopsin homolog
Exons: 7
Coding region: 24-1037 (337 amino acids)
Biological process (GO): visual perception; G protein-coupled receptor signaling pathway
Cellular component (GO): membrane; photoreceptor outer segment
Molecular function (GO): G protein-coupled receptor activity
Source: RefSeq, a predicted model, not a curated record